UGUAAAAAUUUUCCCUCUUUUGCGUGCGCUUGAACCCUGGCAUUUUCUUAACCUCUUCUUCCCCGUUGCCUUCGUCUCCUUCAACCUUUGACCUCCGUUCGAUCGCCACUUUAACCUCCCCAAUAACCCCCUACCUCCACCCCUUUGCUAAAUCCUUCACCCAAAAACCCACUUCACAAAUCCACAGUUUCUGUCCUCGGAAACUCUAAGACAGAGACCUCGCUUCUUCCUUUCACUGGUGCUUAUCCCCCUUACUUCUUUGAUACCCACUUCCUCCCAAGGUCGGCUCUCUUAUGAAUCGCCAUGGGGACGAGGAGGCAGCAAUUGAGUCGAGAGGAGGAGGAGGAGCCACCAAGUCGCGGUGCCGCCACAAUUUCGAGCCAAUCCGUGUCGACCAGCCGGAGCAUAGGGUCGCCGUCAAGCCGGAGCGAGCAGACGAUGGCUACACCUGCCAGUGACAGCACUUUGUUUCGGCUAAACCAUCUGGACAUCCAAGGGGAUGAUGCCGGAUCGCAGGGCGCUGUUGGUAGCAAGAAGAAAAAAAGGGGGCAACGGGCAGUUGGAGGUGAUAAGAGUGGAAGAGGACUCCGCCAGUUUAGCAUGAAAGUGUGCGAGAAAGUGGAAAGCAAGGGGAGAACUACUUACAAUGAGGUGGCAGAUGAACUAGUGACAGAGUUUACUGAUCCUGGUAAUAGUGUCACAUCCCCAGAUCAGCAACAAUAUGAUGAGAAAAACAUCCGUCGAAGGGUCUAUGACGCUCUGAAUGUUCUCAUGGCGAUGGAUAUUAUAUCUAAGGAUAAGAAAGAGAUACAAUGGAGAGGUCUGCCUCGUACAAGCCUAAACGAUAUUGAAGAAUUGAAGACGGAGCGUUUAGGACUCAGGAACAGGAUUGAAAAGAAAGCUGCAUAUUUGCAAGAAUUGGGGGAACAAUUCACAGGCCUUCAGAACCUGAUACAACGAAAUGAGCAAUUAUACAGCUCUGGGAAUGCUCCAAGUGGAGGUGUGGCUUUACCUUUUAUUCUGGUUGAGACCCGCCCUCAUGCGACUGUCGAGGUGGAAAUAUCGGAGGAUAUGCAACUGGUGCAUUUUGACUUCAACAGCACCCCAUUUGAGCUCCAUGAUGACAACUACGUUCUGAAGGCAAUGAAAUUUUGUGAAAAACCACAGAUUGAUGAUGAUAUGGCGCACAAUCUCUCUGGAGAUGGAGGUGAAGGUUCUAGCAUGUAUCAACCACAGAUCCCAGUUCCUUCAUUGUCAAACACAGCGGUUAGGCCUCCCACCUCACCGCCUCUUCCUGGAAUACUAAAAGCACGUGUCAAGCAUGAGCAUUAAUCAGCAGGAUUGGCUCAAACAUCCCAACAUGAGUACUCUGCAUAUCUGUAUAUUUUGCAAUGUAAUAUGCCGGAAGUGCAUGGCCCCUAAUGAUUAUGCUCAUCUCAUUAGAUUGCCCUCGUUCUGCAAAUAUCUAAAUCUACAAGCAGAUCGUGCACUUCUUCAGAGAAACUUUAGGAGGUUUUUUUUCUGGCAAAUUCGUUGCUUUACAUAAUCUGCCAAUGUAAUUUUUGUUAUCAUAUUCUUUUCCUGCUUUUAUAGCCUUUUAUAGCCUUUAAUGUUGUAGAAAUGGGAGUGUUGGAGUGUAGAUUUUCCAGCUCCGUUGAAAAUUAUAGGAUCAAUUUAGCAAUUGGAAUUCCCUCCCUGUA
Juglans microcarpa x Juglans regia is the source of this 1700-nucleotide messenger RNA. Its product is annotated as transcription factor-like protein DPB. Gene Ontology annotation, biological process: regulation of cell cycle; regulation of transcription by RNA polymerase II. Bases 304 to 1332 code for a protein of 342 amino acids. Gene Ontology annotation, cellular component: nucleus; transcription regulator complex. The transcript has 10 exons. The record is from RefSeq and is a predicted model, not a curated record. NCBI's taxonomy places the organism in Eukaryota, Viridiplantae, Streptophyta, Magnoliopsida, Fagales, Juglandaceae. Gene Ontology annotation, molecular function: DNA-binding transcription factor activity, RNA polymerase II-specific; RNA polymerase II transcription regulatory region sequence-specific DNA binding.